AUGGUUCCAGACGAGCUCUGGAGUCAACAAGGAGGAACGCUUCAUCAAGAGAAUAUAAUGAACGUGGCUCCAUCUGGUGGUGGAGGCUCUGCUAUGAAUCAGUUUGAGGACGGAGAGGAUUCUGUACCAGGAUCAGGACCUGGAUCUGGACCCAGCUGUGUGUCCUUAAAGAGUGACUGGUCUAUGGACAGACAAGAAGAUUUCAAUGAUGGAGAGAUGAGUGCUGAUGAGCGAGGUCAGAGAUCAGAGGCUCCCAUUGGUCAGUCUGCCCAGCAGCAUCAAACAGAGCUGGACUCCAUAUUCAUGCUGCUCCAGGAGAACAUCAUCAGUUUUGUAAAGACCGAGCUGAAGGAGAUCCAGAGAGCUCUUAGUCCAGAUUACCCAGGAUGCUUCGAGAGUCAGAGGGAGGAUGAGGAUGAAGAGCAGAGGAGGAGCAGAGAGGCCUUUCUGGAGAUCACUCUGCACUUCCUGAGGAGAAUGAAGCAGGAGGAGCUGGCUGACUGUCUGCAGAGCAGGACUGUUCCAGGGUGCAGAUGUAAACUGAAGUCUCACCUGAAGGAGAAGUUCCAGUGUGUGUUUGAGGGGAUCGCUAAAGCAGGAAACCCAACCCUUCUGAACCAGAUCUACACAGAGCUCUACAUCACAGAGGGAGGGACUGGAGAGGUCAAUGAUGAACAUGAGGUCAGACAGAUUGAAGCAGCAUUCAGGACCCCACACAGACCAGAGACCACCAUCAGACAAGAAGACAUCUUUAAAGGCUUACCUGGAAGAGAUCAACCAAUCAGAACAGUGCUAACAAAGGGAGUGGCUGACCAGGACAUCCAGUUCACAUUCCCCUUCACUUUCAGAGAGCUGAAUGUGCUGGAGAGAGAAAAGUUCAGCUUGGUGGAACUUGUUCAUCACUUCUUUACUCAGACCAGAGAAGCAGGACUCUGCAGGUUUGAAGAGUUCCAGGUUGUGUUCAUCUUUGAUGGUCUGGAUGAGUGUCGACUUCCUCUGGACUUCCACAACAAUCAGAUCCUGACUGAUGCUACAGAGUCCACCUCAGUGGAUGUGCUGCUGACAAACCUCAUCAGGGGGAACCUGCUCCCCUCUGCUCGCCUCUGGAUCACCACAAGACCUGCAGCAGCCAAUCAGAUCCCUCCAUGGUGUGUUGACAUGGUGACAGAGGUCAGAGGGUUCACUGACCCUCAAAAGGAGGAGUACUUCAGGAAGAGAUCCAGAGACCAGGAGCAGGCCAACAGAAUCAUCUCCCACAUCAAGACAUCCCGAAGCCUCCACAUUAUGUGCCACAUCCCGGUCUUCUGCUGGAUCACUGCUACAGUUCUGGAGGAUGUGCUGAAGACCAGAGAGGGAGGAGAGCUGCCCAGGACACUGACUGAGAUGUACAUCCACUUCCUGGUGGUUCAGACCAAACUAAAGAGCAUCAAGUACGAUGGAGGAGCUGAGACUGAUCCACUCUGGAGUCCAGAGAGCAGGGAGAUGAUCCAGUCUCUGGGAAAACUGGCUUUUGAUCAGCUGCAGAAAGGAAACCUGAUCUUCUAUGAGUCCGACCUGACAGAGUGUGGCAUCAAGAUCAAGGAAGCCUCAGUGUACUCAGGAGUGUUCACACAGAUCUUCAGAGAGGAGAGAGGACUGUACCAGGACCAGGUGUUCUGCUUCAUCCACCUGAGCGUUCAGGAGUUUCUGGCUGCUCUUCAUGUCCAUCUGACCUUCACCAAGUCUGGACUCAACCUGAUGGAAGAAGAACAACCAACGCCCCCAACCUCUAAAAUCUUUAGAGACAAACCUGAACUGAACCAUCUCCAUCAGAGUGCUGUGGACCAGGUCUUACAGAGUCCAAACGGGCACCUGGACUUGUUCCUGCGCUUCCUCCUGGGUCUUUCACUGCAGACCAAUCAGACUCUCCUGAGAGGUCUGCUGACACAUACAGGAAGUAGCUCACAGACCAAUCAGGAAACAGUCCAGUACAUCAAGAAGAAGAUCAGUGAGGAUCUGUCUGCAGAGAGAAGCAUCAACCUGUUCCACUGUCUGAAUGAACUGAAGGACCGGUCUCUAGUGGAGCAGAUCCAACAGUCCCUGAGAUCAGGACCUCUCUCCACAGAGAAACUGUCUCUUGCUCAGUGGUCAGCUCUGGUCUUCAUCUUACUGUCCUCAGAGAAAGAUCUGGACCUGUUUGACCUGAAGAAGUACUCUGCUUCAGAGGAGGCUCUUCUGAGGCUGCUGCCAGUGAUCAAAGCCUCCAACAAAGCUGUGUGA
Notolabrus celidotus (New Zealand spotty) is the source of this 2259-nucleotide messenger RNA. Its product is annotated as NLR family CARD domain-containing protein 3-like. Lineage: Eukaryota; Metazoa; Chordata; Actinopteri; Labriformes; Labridae. The record is from RefSeq and is a predicted model, not a curated record.